Messenger RNA from Spizellomyces punctatus DAOM BR117, 1774 nucleotides. RefSeq lists its product as uncharacterized. The coding region runs from base 29 to 1681 and encodes 550 amino acids. The record is from RefSeq and is a predicted model, not a curated record. NCBI's taxonomy places the organism in Eukaryota, Fungi, Chytridiomycota, Chytridiomycetes, Spizellomycetales, Spizellomycetaceae. The transcript is spliced from 4 exons.
CUGUUUUGGGGGAAUUGAUCUCACAAUAAUGCCAUCACGCUUUCUCCCUCACCGCCCUUUCUUGCGGCGAUCCAUCUACCUCUUUACCCUUGGCACUGCUGCUUGGUCCUUUGAUCGAUACGCCUAUGACUCGACGUUCACCCGCAACCUUCGAACGCUGUACAAUGGUGUCGUGAUAACCGCUGACUACAAAUUGAACUUUGUACCAGGCAACGCAGAACGAAUAGCGGCAUUACAUGAAAGGGUUGCAAAACGGAUCCUAAACGUGUGUAAAGAGAAUGGAGGACUUUACAUAAAGUUUGGGCAACAAAUUGCGGCGGUGCCCGUACUUCCUCCUGAAUACGCCAAGACCUUUCGUGUUCUGUUCGACGACGCCCCUGCAGUGCCUUAUGCUGCCGUUGAAAAGAUUUUCAUGCAAGACUUUAAUGGGAGGAAGCCUAGUGAUGUAUUUGAGACAUUCUCGAGAACGGCGGUCGCGAGUGCAUCGAUUGCGCAGGUCCAUCGCGCGACAUUGAAAGACGGAAGAGUGGUGGCGGUGAAGGUGCAGAAGCCGCAGAUAGAACGGCAGGUGGGUUGGGAUUUAUGGACUUAUGGAGUAUUGUGCUGGGCUUUUGAAAAGGUCUUUGAGUUACCGAUGACAUGGUCGGCCCCCUAUAUAGCGUCCCACAUCCUGCAGGAAACAGACUUUGUAAACGAAGCGCACAAUGCAGAACGAGCAGCAGACUACAUUGCCGAGGCUCCUCGCUCAUUAUCCAGCCGGGUUUACGUUCCCAAAGUGCACUGGGAUCUCACAUCUAAGCGAAUCAUGACAGCCGAGUGGAUCGAUGGAGUCCGCUUCACGGAUAUUGAGGAAAUGGAUCGACGAGGGUGGAGCAGGAAAGAGGUUAUGAGUGCCAUUGUGGACGUUUUUGCGGACCAAAUAUUCCGAACGGGAUUUGUCCACUGCGAUCCACACCCGGGCAACAUUAUCAUCCGUACACACCCCAAAUCCCCACCACAUCCCCAAAUCGUCCUCCUCGACCAUGGCCUAUAUGUCCAAUGUGCACCCACCUUUACCCGCGAGUAUGCAACAUUUUGGAAGUCCCUGUUCCUAGGCGAUACGGGUGCACUCUCUCGAAUUGCAACAAAAUGGGGCAUCCAGGACUUGCAGCUAUUUGCGUCUGCCACGAUACAAAAACCAUGGGCACCCGGCAAGAUUGUUCACGUGGAUCCACAUAAAUCGGGAAUAGACGAUCUAUUUGAGAAGCAGCUGAAAAUGAAGGAGAGUGUCAAGACGUUUUUGAGGGAUACCGAGUUGGUGCCAAAGGAAUUGAUAUUUUUGGGAAGGAAUAUGAAUCUGGUGAGAGCCAACAACAAAUCCCUCGGCUCACCUAUCAAUCGUAUCAAUAUCAUGGCUAACCGCGCCGCAAGGAGCCUCGGAUCGGAUUGGUCCGCAUGGUCCAAUACAUCUACCUCUCCGCUCACCACCUUUAUUACAUCUCGAUUAAAUUACUAUACAUUUCGUGCCACCCUCUUUGUCACAGCGCUCUUGUUCCAUGUGUCAAGAGCAGUGCAGAAACUUGGAUGGAUUUUCUUUGGUGCUAAGGGUGCCGGGUUUGAGGAUGUGAUUGAGGGUGGAAUGCGGAGAGCUAUGGAAGAAAAGUUUGGAGUCGUCAUUGAUGAAAGCGUUUUUGAAGGAUGAUUGGCUAUUUAUUACUUAUAGUAUACUUUCUCUAUCUAUCCAAUAGAAUAGAAAUGCUACAUGCCGAGGAGCGAAAUUUGAGUCUCCUACCGA